Molecule: messenger RNA, 2091 nt
Organism: Pleurotus ostreatus (oyster mushroom)
Lineage: Eukaryota; Fungi; Basidiomycota; Agaricomycetes; Agaricales; Pleurotaceae
Gene: OAF3
Product: Oleate activated transcription factor 3
Exons: 7
Coding region: 1-2091 (696 amino acids)
Biological process (GO): DNA-templated transcription; regulation of DNA-templated transcription
Molecular function (GO): DNA-binding transcription factor activity, RNA polymerase II-specific; DNA binding; zinc ion binding
Source: RefSeq, a predicted model, not a curated record
AUGUCCCCAGACUCAACAGUUCAUGAGCCCAACGUGUCAGGCAAGCAGAAGCGAACGAGAAAUCGUUUGCGAUUAAGUUGCUUGGAGUGCACCAGGCGCAGACAGAAAUGUGAUAGGAACCAACCUUGUGGACUGUGUGUGUCCAGAGGUGUUUCCCACCUUUGUCGAUGGGAGAAGGUUCCCGUUGCUCGUCCUGCCCCGCAGCGGCCUCCGAAUGUAGGCAUGGGCGCCGAGUCACACACAGCGGUCGCUUGCGAGUCCGAAAAAUCAGGGGAACCAAGCGCAGCAGAGAUGUUGGCGCGAAUUGCCGCAUUAGAGCAGACCAUCGCAGAAAUGAAAAUGAAUACGCGUUCUCCCCGCACGGUUGAAGUUGAAACCGAAGCGUCUGAGUCUCCGGACAACAACGAAAGUCAUAGGGUGCUCAGUACGAAUGGGGAGACAAGCGCGCUGAUACCAGUGAAGAGGGACGCGUACAUCAUGUCAGCAGCGUUAGCGUUAGUAUCUAUAGGACACCAUGGGGAGUACAUUGGAAGGGGGAGUGCUUUCUGCGCCCUACAUAUGCUUGGAUCACCCGAUGGGUCUUCGUUUCCCUAUGCUAAAUCCACAGAUGCCGUCGGGCCAUAUCGACAGUCUGUGAACGAACUCAUGCCACCGGUAUUCUUUAAUACCGUUGAACAUUUAGUCUCCAGUAUUCCUCUGCGCGCAGUCACAGACACCCUUAUAAAAACCUUCUUCGCUAGGACCAAUUGGAGAUACGGGAUAUCGGAAGACUGGUUUUACUCUGCAUAUGAGCAGAUGUGGACAGCGCUUAACUUCCCGUAUGGCGCUGGCUUGCAAGUUAACCCAAACUGGCUGUCGCUUCUUUUCGCGAUCCUUGCCAUAUGCCCACAAAGUGCUAUUAGCGCUGCCGCAGAUACCCAAGCGGAAGCGUUCUUCACGUACGGGAUGAUGGCACGCCGCGUCGCGGAGGAUACAUAUCUUUCUGUGCCCGCGUUCGCACCAUUGGAGAGUGCUGCAGAUGGUACCACGUUAGGCUGUCUUGCUGCACCGAUACUAGCCUAUUUCCUUGCGGAGCGGAAGCGUAUCAGUGAAGCGUGGAAGUUGAUAGGGAAUAGCAUACGGAGUGCGCAAGCCGUUGGGAUGCAUCGCGAUCCUUCAUGGAGGCAAUGGCACACGAUGUCAGAAAAUGAGCGGAUGCUUAGGACUAGGGCGUGGUGGGGUUUGAGGCAAUGGGACAUCUUAUACUCUUUUACCCUAUCAAGGCCACCGAUGAUCCAACCAAGCUCAUUUGAUGUCCAGUUACCCGUGGUGGAUACGAAGAUGUCUCUGACCGAUCAGUUGUUCAUCACAUAUCAGUUGGAGCUGGUAAAGCUUUCUGCCAUCCUUGAGAAGGCGGUCGAAAAGUGCUUGAGCGUGGCCUACCCGACAGGGGAGGAUGUCUUCCAGUUCGACGAAGAAAUCAAGCUGUGGCGUGCCAACUGGGCUACUUACCUUCACGAUUCCCCUUUCUUUACGGUGGAUCCAUCUACAGGGACGGCAGAGCAUAAUCGAAUAUUGCGCAAUCACCGGUUCUCAAUGAGAACUUGGUACCUCACGAGUCGUAUCAAGCUGCACCGAUCCUUCCUUACCCAAGUUGGCCCUCCGAGGACCCCCGAAGCCAUCUCACUCAAUAAAUGGCGAAGCCGAAGCCGCGACGUCUGCAUCGAAGUCGCCAUAGAAAUGAUUUACCACCAGAUGGCAGCCUAUCAUCGCGUACUUCUGGCUCGCAACGGGCAAAUAUCAGUCGAUGAAGUUCCCGUGAAAGAUAGUUGGUGUUUCGAGGGGGUGUUUACUCUGUACGAUGCGGCGGUGACCGUUGUCGUUGCAAUGACCUUGACGGAGCCUGAGAAGAGACCUCAAGGUGCGGAAGAGGCGUUCGACAAGGCGGUGGCCAUGAUGAGGAGUAUUGCUGCUGCGUUGACUGGGAAGAGGGCAGAUAUCAUGGGCCUUGCGUUGGAGUCGUUGAGAGUCCUUGGGAGAGAACAAGGGUGGAGGCGAGGGGAUAUGUCGCCCGCCGCCAGCAUUGAUGUUAACAACGCAAUUGUAUAUUAG